This is a messenger RNA of Nannospalax galili (Upper Galilee mountains blind mole rat), 4141 nucleotides long. It is a transcript of the gene Hexim1, whose product is annotated as HEXIM P-TEFb complex subunit 1. The record is from RefSeq and is a predicted model, not a curated record. The transcript has a single exon. Gene Ontology annotation, biological process: negative regulation of transcription by RNA polymerase II; negative regulation of cyclin-dependent protein serine/threonine kinase activity. Gene Ontology annotation, cellular component: nucleus; nucleoplasm; cytoplasm. NCBI's taxonomy places the organism in Eukaryota, Metazoa, Chordata, Mammalia, Rodentia, Spalacidae. Bases 1315 to 2379 code for a protein of 354 amino acids. Gene Ontology annotation, molecular function: 7SK snRNA binding; cyclin-dependent protein serine/threonine kinase inhibitor activity.
ACAUGCCCACAAUCUCAUUCCGCAAACGCCUCUCCCAGAGACCGGCCACCUGCCUUGCAGCCAUGACUAAGAACCAAGCAUUAGGAACGCCGGCCAGUCUCUCUCUUUACAGGAUUUAAGCCUCUUUCACACUUCAGGGACUACUUUUUAGGAGCAAACCAUUUUCGGAUUAGUGGAAAGAUGUGUGUGACCACCAAAGCUUUUCCGCUGAGUACAGAGUGCGACAGCUGUCUUUCACACGCACCUUUUCAUAAAAAUACUCGGUGUAGGCUUCCAGAGGUCAUGGAAUCUUCGCGUAUUCCUGAAGCACAAUGGUACGGUCCAGAACCUGCCCCAUCCUCUCUGUGAUUGGUCUUUCCUCCGCGGAGAGACGGACGCUUCCAGCCCAAUGAGCGCUCACGUUUCUCCGGCGAAAGCCGAGCGAUAGAAGGAGGCGGCCUGGAAACCGCCCCCUACGCGUCCCGGGAUUGGUUACGUCGCACGGCGCGCGGGGACGCGGGCGAGAGAGGAGGGAACUACGACUCCCGGCAGCCCUACGGAAGGACUCCGUUACGCAUGCGCAUAGGCGGGGCGAACGCCCUUCUAUAUAAAAGAGGCGCAGAGGGCUAGGCGACAGCAGUUGGAAGUUGGCAGGUGGAAAGACAGGUUGGGAGGGGAAGCUGGGGGAGGAGGCGGAAGAGCUGUCUGAAGGGGGAGGAGGGAGGGAGGAAAAGAGGAGGAGGCGGAGGAGAGCCGAGCAGAGCUGAGCCGAGCAUCGAGCCAGAGGGGAGAUGAGUUUGUCUGUCCUCGGCGAAGGCUCCGGCCGGGCCUAGGGAACUGGGAGCUCGGGUUGGAGCGACACCCGUGGAAGUGGGAGGAGGUGGCUCUGGGACUUUAACCCCUUGUGGACUCUGCGGCAGGGGAUUUAACCCUUUGUGGAUUCAGCCCCGCGGAGACAGCGUCAUCGGGUAGUUUUAACCCCUUCGGGAUUGGGUUUAACCCAUUGGACUUAAACCUCAUCUUCCCACCACCUCAUCGAUUCUGGGAGCGCUCGUCGGGGAAGUUGAAGCCCACCCUCUGCACAUUACGUACUGCUCCUGCCGCUGCACCCCCUUGGACCUGCUAGUUGGCCACGCUUGUGGGUGCUUAACCCUUUACUGACUUGACUCCAAGUUCCGACUGGAGUUUGCUGACAGGACUGGCGAACGGCGUCACUGCAGAAUCGCGGACCGAAGAGGACUCUUGGACAUUUUUAAAAAGGAAAGGAAAACCUUUCCUCCUUAAGGACUAACAGCCCAAAUUUCUCAAACUUCUCGAAGAGGACUCCAUUAAGCCAUGGCCGAGCCACUCUUGUCAGAGUAUCAACACCAGCCUCAAAGUAGCAACUGUACAGGUGCUGCCGUGGUCCGUGAGGAGCAAAACUCCGAGCGCCCCCCCGGCGCGGAGGAACGAGUGCCGGAGGAGGACAGUAGGUGGCGAUCGAGAGCGUGCCCCCUGUCGGGGGGCCGGCCGGGGCCCGAAGGGGGCCCGAAGCCCCAGCCGCCCUCCCUGCAAACCCACGGCCGCCCGGAGCCCAGCUGCCUGGAAGCGGACGAGAAGGGCCAGAACCGGGAGGACUCAUCCCCUGGCGCUGCCUCCCCGUCGAUGGGAGGGGAACUGAUGUCGGAGCCCCUCAUCCAGCCGUGUCCCGACUCUGAGGCCAACAAGUUGGGAGCUCCCGCCGCUGGGGGCGAGGAGGCGUGGGGCCAGCAGCAGAGACAGCUGGGCAAGAAAAAGCACAGGAGACGCCCCUCCAAGAAGAAGAGGCAUUGGAAGCCUUAUUACAAGCUGACCUGGGAGGAGAAGAAAAAGUUCGACGAGAAGCAGAGCUUGCGAGCUUCGAGGGUUCGAGCUGAGAUGUUCGCCAAGGGCCAGCCGGUCGCGCCCUAUAACACCACACAGUUCCUCAUGGAUGACCAUGACCAGGAGGAGCCGGAUCUCAAAACCGGCCUCUACCCCAAGAGGGCCGCCGCCAAAUCCGAUGACACCAGCGACGAGGACUUCAUGGAAGAAGCGGGUGAGGAGGACGGGGGCAGCGAUGGGAUGGGAGGGGACGGCAGCGAGUUUCUGCAGCGGGACUUCUCCGAGACGUAUGAGCGGUACCACGCCGAGAGCCUGCAGAACAUGAGCAAGCAGGAGCUCAUCAAGGAGUACCUGGAGCUGGAGAAGUGCCUGUCGCGCAUGGAGGACGAGAAUAACCGGCUACGGCUAGAAAGCAAGCGGCUGGACGGCGACGACGCGCGAGUGCGGGAGCUGGAGCUGGAGCUGGAGCGGCUGCGCGCCGAGAACCUCCAGCUGCUGACGGAGAACAAACUGCACCGGCAGCAGGAGCGGGCGCCGCUUUCCAAGUUUGGAGACUAGACUGAAAACUUUUUGGGGGGGGAGGGGGCUAAGGGGACUUUUUACAGUGCUGGAAUGUAACAUUAUAUACAUGUGUAUAUAAGACAGCGGACCUUUUUAUGACACAGAAGAGAAAAUCCCCCCGGCUUUGGUUUGGUAAAUUUAGCUAUGAUGUAGCUUGCGUGCAUUCUGUUCUUUAAUUAUGUGAAACUCAAGGGUUGCUUUUCUUGUUUUCCUCUUUAGAAGUUUCUUAAUGUGUAAAUAAUUUGACCAAGUUAUAAUGCAUUUUUCUGUUUAAAAAAGAGACCCCCUCCUUAAACGGAGCUUUAAGGUGGCCAAAUCUGAGACCCAUUAAAUUCAUUCUAGUUAUAAUAAAUUUAAUAUUUGUAAAUGUAACAGUUUCAGUGUGAUUUCUAGAGCUAAUUCAAAAUAGUACCGAUUUAUGUGAUUGCAUUUUUGAGGAAGGUAACAAAAUCGUUAAAUUUUUCAGUUUGCAAAAAAAAAAAACAAAAAACUUGAAUGGGGUAACUUAGUUUGUAACCCCCCCAAUGAGUUUUAGUAUGCUACAUAAAAAAUUUUAAUGAUCUUCAGUACUGAAGUGUGCUUGUUUCCUAAUGCCUUUUCCUUUUUAAUGCUGGAGAAACUAACCAGUUGCUGGGUGUCGGGUUGUGCAAGGUGGCUACAAGCAGCAGCUUAAGUCUGCCCCUUGAUGGCCAUUCAGAAGUGUGCUGACAGAAGUGUAAACCUAAUUUGUCAGUUUAUUAGACUAGAUAACUGAGAGCCUCAUUUCAUUCCUACAAGCUGGUUUUCAGUAAUCCUGCCAUCCCUUGAGUAACACUAGGAAUGCCUGGAUGCCUGGGGGAACUUAGUACAAGUAAUGAACAGCUAAGAUCAACUUAAGGAGCAACUCCUUAAGAUGUUACAGACAAAAUACUGAACUUGAAAUGUCUGGGGGAUCCAAAGAUAAUCGUUAAUACUUAAGUGCUUUUCUCUUUCUCUAUUUUUAAAAAACUACCUUUACAUGAGAAUCAAGCGAAAACUCAAAAUGUCCCUUAUUAUAAGUCAAAUGGAAAGCUGGUUCUGGAGAGGGCUGAGGUCCUUGGGUGAUGAAUGAGGAGCCAUACACGUUCCCUGCACAGCAGCUAGUCUGUCUCCUAGGCUGUGCUGACAGUUGCUUAGGUUAAGUAGUUCUGCUCUGGAAAAUGCAGGGAGGCUCACAGAACUAAUUCCUGCCACAAAAUCAAAAGUUUCUUAAAUGACUGUUCUUUUCUGUCGUUAUAAUUAAUCCAACCUUCCUUCACCUGACCUGUCAGUAUUUUCUGAGGGCAAUAGCAUUGCUCAAGUUAUUAGCACAGGGGUUCCUUUAACUUGGAGCCUUAAAAACCAUAGGGGGCCUUGGGGGUCCACAAACCCCAUAUUUGUGUGUAGUCUUGUGUUAUAUGUGAGGUUUUUUUUUUUUUUGGUGAGCAGAGGGUUCAAGAGAUUCAAAAUCCUGACAGCUAAGAACCCCUGCAGAGAAAGGGAAAGAAACCCUUCUCAUUGGGGAGCCUGCUCUGUCAGCUAAAUGGCUGCAGUGGAGGUGAUGGGAACUUCAAGGGUGAAAUACACCUUAUGAUGCAUAAGAAGCAUAUACAAAUCAGCAAGUUUGGGGACCUGCCAGUAGGAUGAUUCAGGGCCUUUAAAACCAGGUGUGCUGGUCCUAUUCUGGCAGGUGGUCCGCUGGAGACACUGUAUAAUCAAUUUUUCUUUGACCUAAAAAUUACAUUAAAUGUCUAUUUUGAAA